CUCGAGGAAAACCUGCGGUAGCUCUCGUUGACUCCACCCUUGCAGACUGUUUCCCAUCAGCCGGCUCUCAUUCCAGAUCCUGCAGGCAAGCAGUGGACAUACUCGUGCAGCCGCUGGUAUCAUGAACCAGCCCUGAACUGUGGAGCGACGUGACCAAAGUCAAAAAAAGUCUCAGACUUUCACUGACACUCCUUCCCGGUCAUGGGGAAGGUCUACUACAUCAGUAAGAACGUGGGACUUGGACUACUCGUGUUAGCUCUGAGCGCUCUGGUGACCAUUGUAGCACUGUCUAUCGCCUAUGACAAGGAGAGGUCCAAGAAUCGAAGCAGACCCGAAGAACAAGCGGCGGUCAACAGUGACACCCCCGAUCCGACUCCAGUCGCGUCAAAGGAUCCGUGGGACCAGUACAGACUUCCUUCCGCCCUGGUCCCCACCACCUACAAUGUGACGCUAUGGCCUCGCUUGAAGCCCGACGCAAACGGCCAUUACAUCUUCAGCGGACUCUCAGAUGUGGUCUUCACCUGCCACCAGGCCACAGACCUGGUCCUCAUCCAUGCCAACAAGCUCAAUUUCACCACCUUCAACGGGCACCACGCCUUGCUGAGCGACCUGUCGGGGGCCCGGAUGCCGACCAUCCGCAAGUCUUGGCUGGUGACAGAGACAGAGUACCUGGCCCUGGAGCUCAGCGGCAGCCUCACAGAGGGAGUGUCCUACAUCUUGCACACCGAGUUCCAGGGAGAAUUGUCGGACACACUGGAAGGAUUCUACAGGAGCGAGUACUUAGAGGAUGGCGUGAAGAAAGUGGUUGCCACCUCUCAGAUGCAACCCACGUUUGCCCGGAAAGCCUUCCCAUGCUUCGAUGAACCCGCCAUGAAAGCUGUCUUUAAUGUCACCGUCAUCCACGACCGGGACAAAGUGGCUCUGUCCAACGCCCGGGAAUUAGAUGUCAGAGAUGUGGUCAUGGAUGGGGUGGCGGUCCGAGUUACAAAGUUUGAGCCUACGGCGAAGAUGUCCACCUAUCUGCUGGCCUUUAUCGUCAGCGACUUCAGCUAUAUUGAGUCUACUCAACAAAAUGGCGUACAGGUGCGGGUUUGGGCUCGAAGAAAGGCCAUUGAGGCCGGACAUGGCGACUACGCUCUUAAUAUCACUGGAAAAAUUCUUCAGUUCUAUGAGCGCUACUACGACACACCCUACCCGCUCCCCAAGACGGAUCAGGUGGCUUUGCCUGACUUCCAAGCCGGUGCCAUGGAGAACUGGGGCCUGGUCACCUACAGGGAGACGGCUCUACUCCACGACCCGAACAAAUCCUCAGCCGGAAACAAACAACGAGUGGCCAGUGUCAUCGCACACGAGUUGGCUCAUAUGUGGUUCGGCAACCUGGUGACCAUGCGCUGGUGGAAUGAUCUGUGGCUCAAUGAGGGCUUCGCGUCCUACGUGGAGUACCUGGGAGCGGACUGUGCCGAGCCGCAAUGGAACAUUAAAGACCAGAUCGUUCUGGACGACGUCCAGCAGGUGUUCAGUCUGGACGCCCUGGCUUCCUCUCACCCUCUUUCCCGCCGCGAAGAUGAGGUGAACACACCUGCUCAGAUCAGUGGGAUAUUCAACACCAUCUCCUACAGCAAGGGGGCGGCGGUCCUCAGGAUGCUGUCCAAGUUUCUGGGUGAAAGGGUGUUUGCCAAGGGACUCAGUACUUACCUCAACGCGUUCAGCUUCGACUGCACCGUGUACACAGACUUGUGGGACCACCUCCAAAAGGCAGCGGAGGACACUCCGGGCUUAGGUAUCCCACGCACGAUCCACGACAUCAUGAAUCGCUGGACUCUACAGAUGGGCUUUCCGGUGGUAACCAUCAACACCAAGACCGGACUCGUCACCCAGCAGCACUUCCUGGUGGAUCCAGAGUCGGUGGUGGACAGGCCCUCGCAGUUCAAUUAUACGUGGUUUGUGCCUAUUAAAUGGAUGAAGACUGGUGUUGAGCAGCGACAGUACUGGCUUCUCCAUAAAACAGACAGCCAUCCUCAAAUGAGAGUCUCAGGAGUCAACUGGGUACUGGCUAACACCAAUGUGUCAGGAUACUACAGGGUCAACUACGACAUGGACAACUGGAAUCGCCUAAUCUCCGCGCUGGAAGCAAACCACCUGACCAUUCCCAUAAUAAACCGAGCGCAGAUCAUUGACGACGCCUUCAGCCUGACACGAGCCAAAAUGGUGGACGUCACACUGGCCUUUAGGACCACCAAGUACUUGUCCAAGGAGACGCAAUACAUCCCGUGGAAGGCAGCAUUGGGAAACCUCUACUUCUACUACCUCAUGUUCGAACGCACCGAAGUCUACGGACCCUUACAGGCGUACACCAGGAAGCUUAUCCAACCUCUUUUUGAGUACUUCACGAAGAUGACGCACAAUUGGACAACGGUCCCUGAGGCAAUCACCGACCAGUACAAUCAGAUGAACGCCAUUGGAAUGUCUUGCGCAGUGGGUAUGCCGGCCUGCAGGGACCUCAUCAAAAGUUGGUUCAAACGCUGGAUGGAUCAUCCGGAAGACAAUCUGAUUCAUCCCAACUUGAGAAAUGCCGUGUACUGUAUUGCCGUGGAACUGGGCGGCGCAGACGAAUGGGACUUUGUCUGGAGGAUGUUCAAGAAUGCCACGCUGGCCUCCGAGGCCUCCAGGCUCAGGUCGGCCUUGGCCUGCACGAAAGUUCCCUGGCUGCUCAACAGGUAUUUGGAUUACACUCUGGACCCGACUAAGAUCCGUAAGCAGGACGCCUUGUCCACCAUCACGAGUGUGGCCCACAAUGUAGUGGGCAUGCCGCUGGCCUGGAACUUUGUCAGAGCACAAUGGAAACAGCUUUACCAAGAAUAUGGAAAAGGAUCGUUUGCCUUCCCCGGGCUCAUCAGUGGAAUCACCACGCGCUUCUCCACAGAGUUUGAGCUGCAAGAGUUGCAGAGAUUCAAAGAGGAUAACCAGGAGGUGGGCUUUGGCUCAGCUACCCAGGCACUGGAGCAGGCCAUGGAGAGAACGUCUGCCCAGAUCAAAUGGGUGACGGAGAACAAAGACCGAGUUCUGGACUGGCUCUCUGGAGAGUCUCUGUGAAAGGGGGGAUGUUGGGAAUAACUCUUCUGUCUUUUUUAUGCUAUAAUCAUCAGGAUGCCUAAUCUCUGCACCAUGUUGUUGGAGUACAGUUGCGCCCUUUUUGUUUGUGUGUAUUAAAAUGGUCACUUUCUAGGAAGUUACAAUAACUAAUGGUGCAAAAAUGAUAUUCAUAAUGAUGCCUUUGGUGCAAAAAUGUACCAAAAAGGCUCUUAAUGCACAUUCCAAAAAUGUGUUUCCUCCUCCUUGGCCAUGUAUUUGGAAAGUAUUAAAGCAGGAAUAUUACCAAGUAACCUCAAUAACGUUGCAUUUAAAAAAUAUAUAUUUUAUUGGAAUAACUACGAACAAUGAUAAUAUAAUGAUACCGCAGUAUGUAUAAGAUAGAACAGGUUGUGGUCAAAGGCAGUAUAACUCAAAACAGCUCAAGUGUAGAUUUUUUUGUUUUUGUUUUUACCCUAGUAACACAUUUCUAACGUUUCAUAAAUAAAGUGCCUGAAAAAGUAAACAAAAUAUACAAAGACUCCAAGCAAAUAAGACCAUCAUUUUUGAAGUAUGAAAUUUCCCAGUUUUCGUUAACGCACCAUUGUUUUUCAUGGACUCCAUUAGUGUAUAGUUCACAGCAAUCAGCUUUUUGGAUGGAAUCUCAGUUUGUGGUAGCAAACGUGUACAUAUAUAUGUGUGUAUCUAUAAAUGACUGCAAACUAAAAACACCUUAAAUUCUACCAGUGUUAAACUCACUGUAACCAAAGUUAUGUGGAAGCUGAUAAGCGGUGAAUGAUUACACAUGUGAAGGGUUUAUCUAAGGUCAUCUAGCUGCUAGCUACCAAAGUGUGUUUAUUAAGAAUUUGGAUGUUGUGAUCUUUUGUUCGGGAACAACAUGUAAUGAGAUGAUGUUUGACAAAGAUAAACUGUCAAUGUCUGGAUGUUGUACAUCAUAUUUUACAUUUAAAA
This is a messenger RNA of Hippocampus comes (tiger tail seahorse), 4041 nucleotides long. Its product is annotated as aminopeptidase N-like. NCBI's taxonomy places the organism in Eukaryota, Metazoa, Chordata, Actinopteri, Syngnathiformes, Syngnathidae. The record is from RefSeq and is a predicted model, not a curated record. Gene Ontology annotation, molecular function: DNA-binding transcription factor activity; zinc ion binding; peptide binding. The transcript has 21 exons. The coding region runs from base 202 to 3093 and encodes 963 amino acids. Gene Ontology annotation, biological process: positive regulation of DNA-templated transcription; peptide catabolic process; proteolysis. Gene Ontology annotation, cellular component: plasma membrane; cytoplasm.